AUGGCAUGGGAUCACCUGUCCAUCACCAAGCCGCAUCUGGUGUACUUGAUUCUCGGAGGCUUCACCAGCUUGUUUAUGCUGUGCUCCUCCGUCAUCAAGGAGCGCUUGUACAUUGGUGAAGCCACGGUCGCGACCAUAUGCGGCAUCAUAUUCGGCCCCCAUGCCGCCAAUCUCAUAGAUCCUUCGACUUGGGGCAAUGUCGAUUUGAUCACUCUAGAGUUUUCGCGCAUCGUUCUCGUCGUGCAAUGUUUUGCCGUUGGUGUUGAGUUGCCUCGCGCAUACAUGGAGAAGCACUGGAAGUCGGUAGUUCUGCUGCUCCUCCCAGUCAUGACUUUUGGCUGGCUGAUAACCAGUCUGUUCAUCUGGGGCCUGUUCAACUCCCACCUCAAUUGGCUCGACAGUCUCUGCAUUGCUGCUUGCGUCACUGCCACCGACCCUGUCCUGGCCUCGUCCGUUGUCGGUAAGGGCAAGUUUGCUAAACGAGUCCCAAAGCAUUUGCGAGAUUUGCUUUCUGCUGAGUCUGGUUGCAACGAUGGCAUGGCCUUUCCUUUCGUUUACCUGGCCAUUUACCUUAUCCAUUACCGCCCCGACGCAAGCAAGGUUGCGUACCACUGGUUCUGUUACACAAUCCUCUACGAGUGCAUCUUUGGUGCUUUCUACGGCGUAGUGAUUGGCUACAUUGCAAGACGUGCUAUUAGAUACGCUCACGAGCGCGACCUCAUCGAUCGAGAGAGUUUCCUCGUCUUCUACUUUGUACUGGCGCUCUUCUGCGCUGGCUCAGGCUCACUCUUGGGCAUGGAUGACUUGCUCGUAGGAUUUGCUUGCGGUGUAGGCUUCUCCAACGAUGGAUGGUUUUUGGAGAAGACGGAAGAGUCCCAUGUUUCCAAUGUCAUUGACUUGCUAAUUAACUUGGCUUUCUUUGUCUACUUCGGUUCCAUCAUCCCCUGGGAGCAGUUCAACUCCGACAUCAUCGGACUGUCGCCUUGGCGUUUGGUUGUGCUCGGCAUUUUGGUACUCUUCUUCCGCCGUAUUCCAAUCAUGCUGAUGCUUAAACCCGUCAUUCCGGAUCUCAAGACAUGGCGCGAGGCAUCUUUUGCUGGACACUUUGGACCCAUCGGUGUCGGUGGCUUGUUCGUUGCUAUUCUUGCGCGAGCCGAGCUCGAGACUAGUACCACGACGCCGUUAGCUGUACUACCUGAACCUGGUUUCGAGCAUCUAAACAUCAUCGAGAUGAUAUGGCCCAUUACCUGUUUCUUGGUUAUUGUUAGUAUCGUUGUCCAUGGCAGUUCGAUUGCUGUCUUCACCCUCGGCAAACGUAUCAACACUCUCACGAUAUCAAUGUCGUACACACAGGGCAACGAAAACGGGCCUGGCUGGAUGGACCGCCUUCCCCGUAUUCAAUCGCGUUCAAGGUCUUCCAUGGCACGCCGCCCGUCCGAGUCAUCCUUUGACGAAAAGUCCGAUUUUGCAGCUGCAACCGGCUUCGGUGGCUCAUUUUUGCGUAGGCAGAGAGAGGAAGACAACCCAAGUCGUUCAAACUCUGUUAAACCUACGGGUCGAGGCAGGCGCUGGGAGGCUGGUCAUGGACCUGGCGGUCCCAUUGCUCAAUCUGCCAUCACACCCAACAGGCGUGAUGAGGACAAGGUAGAGGCUAUACCACCAGAACAAGAUACAGACACGUUUGCCGAUGCCAUGGCCAUCUCUAGUUCCAGUUCGUCAAGCGCAAAGGAGAAGAUGAAGAUGCGACAGCCUGGGGAAGAAAUUUACCAGGAAGGCCAUCAGACUGUCUUCGAAGACAAGGAAGGAAAUGUUUUAGGCGUGAGGGAUAGUCACGGCGAACAUGGCCAAGUACGAAGGGAACACGAUAUCCAGAGAGGACAAGAAUUGAUUACUCAGGCCGAGGUUCAGCAGGGAGUGUCUCAGAAAGAGCACGAUAGCGGACUUGAAGAAGCCCCGAGUAAGGUUGAGAACGCUAUUGAGCAUCCUCACAAGACAUGGCGCAACCGUAUGCAAAGUUUCUCGGGACGUAUGCACAAAGACGGCAAGCAAGCAGAGGCCUCGAAGGUUGACAAGCCAGCGCACAAGCCUGGGCCCGCUCUCGCGUAUCAAUACGGUAACACCAUUAUUGUUGAAGACGAAGACGGCGAGGUCUUGAAAAAGUACGACAUUCCAGCUACACCAAAGAAGGGCAAGGAUGGCCGGCCUAGUUUGAAGCGCAUGGGAACUCACAUGGGCGUUCCAAACACUCAUCACGCUGGCCCUGAGGGUUCUCAAGCUGCGAAUGACAAGAAGAAGAAGGCGGCUGAAGCAGCUGCCAAGGAGCAGCAAGAUGAUGAUUUGGUCCGAUUCACUGUUACCGCCGGCGGACGUCGCAUGAGCAAGUUGGAGUUCAUUCAACAAAUGGCACAAAUGAAUCCCAAAGACAGGGCCAAGUUUGUGCAAAACAGCGACGUUCCCGAGGCCGUCAAGGAUGCUGCACACAAGGACGCACAGGAGCACACUGCUGAGCAGCGCCGCCAAGCAGCCUCUAAGCAAGCGAAGGUGCCUGCUGUUGUAGGCAAAGAGGGUGAGGCCGAGCUCCACAAGAUCGAGUCCCCUGCAGCAGACGAAGCGGGAAAUGCACGGGGUCCAGAGGGCUUAACACUGGUUGACAGCAACGACGAACAGGUUCCUUUCCACUCUGUACGUCAGGAUCUAGAAAACUACUCAUACGGCCAAAGCGGUGAGACAGCAGCAGAGCGUCGAAGACGGCAAGCAGCAGGGCAAUCCUCAAGCCAAGGACCCAAGGACACUUCAAACCUCACUCCUGCAACACAACAGCCUCUCACGGAAGAAGCCGGAGAAACCUUCGAAGGCGAAACAGCCGCAGAGCGCAAGCGCCGGCUCGGUGCCCUGGGUGUAGCCAAAGACGACACCCCUGAAUCCGACUCUGAAGACGAAGAAACCGGCGACCCCCUAGAAACUGGCCGCGGCACCCACUCGCGCGCUGCCGCUGAACCUAGCAGUCAAAAGACGCUCUCGCCCACUCCUCGUACCCCCGGUAUCCGUUUCGCAGACCAGCCCCGCGUGCCUACAAAAGACGAGCGCGUAGCCGAGGAAGCCCGCGAAAAGGAAGAAAGUGAGCGGGAGAAGAAGAACAAUAAGCGUAAGAGUGGGUUGAGUAAUUUGAUUGGGAGAAAGUAA
Molecule: messenger RNA, 3183 nt
Organism: Bipolaris maydis ATCC 48331
Lineage: Eukaryota; Fungi; Ascomycota; Dothideomycetes; Pleosporales; Pleosporaceae
Product: Sodium/hydrogen exchanger family-domain-containing protein
Biological process (GO): sodium ion export across plasma membrane; regulation of membrane potential; intracellular potassium ion homeostasis
Cellular component (GO): plasma membrane
Molecular function (GO): sodium:proton antiporter activity
Source: RefSeq, a predicted model, not a curated record